AUGUUGUCCAGAAAUGUCAGCAUAACCUUGCCCUUUACCUAUCUUUUAAUUUUCUUGUUCUUUUUUGCCGCCCUAGUUUACUCGGUUGUUAGAUACAAGUAUCUAACUGCGUACUCCAAAUUCAAUUCGGAUAUUGAUUUGGGUUCAGAUUCUUUUGAUAACAAUCAAAAUCAAGAAAAAUUCAAAAAGGAUUAUAGAAAUAAAAACAAAAACAAAAACAAAAAUCUUGAUGCUAUCUUAUUCAAUCCAAAGGAUUUAUUUGAAGAGAAAAAUUCUCAAUUUUCUUCUUACUUGGAUGAAUUCCUCUAUGCUAUAAAAAUCUUUGGUUAUUUGGAAAAACCUGUUUUUCAUGAAUUAACCAAAUCAAUGAGAACUCAAAAAUUGGAUCAAAAUGAAGUUUUAUUCUUAGACAAUUCAAUUGGCUUCUCAAUUGUAGUCGAAGGCACGAUUCAAGUUUUUUCAAAAGUUGAUAAUAACAAUAACAACAACAACAAUAUUAAUAAUGACAAUAGUAUUAGCAGCAAUGAUGACAAUGACCCCAAUUCUUUUGACGGCCUUCGGGACAACUUUGAUCCAGAUAAUAACAAAAAUCACAAUUUUGAUAACAACUAUAACACAAAUGAUGACUCCUAUGUUCUAAACAAUCAAAAAUACCAAUUACUAAAUAAUGUCAAAAGCGGUGCUCCAUUAUCUUCUUUAAUCUCGGUUUUAUCCCUAUUUACCGGUGAUAAUAAUGACUUCAUAUCAAAAUCGUCCAAUUUUCAAUUGAAUCAAUCAAACAACCUAAAUCAACUAAACAAUUCAAAUAAUGACUCGAUUAAUCCAAAUCAAUUUCAAAAUAACCAGCAAAACUUAAUCCUACCAAACAUUAUAGCAAAGGCUUCAACUGAUGUCACAAUUGCAAUAAUACCGGCCGACUCAUUUAGAAGAUUAAUCAGAAAGUACCCAAGAUCCGCUUCUCAUAUAGUUCAAAUGAUUUUGACAAGAUUAGGUAGAGUCACUUUUCAAGCUGCUCAUUCUUAUUUAGGCUUAACAAAUCAAUUAGUUGAAACAGAAAUUAAACUAAAUGAAAACACAACCUUUGAAUUACCUUCUUAUUAUAUAAAAUCCGAUAUUAAGUUAAAACCAACUUUAAAUGGCAGAUCAAGGCAUGUCAUUCUUGAUUCUAAAAAUCAAUUCAAUCCCGGUGAUUUAUUAUCAAAUGUCCCAUUAUCAAGAAAAGAAUUCCCAUAUCGAAUUGUUUCAUCUCCAACAAGGGAAGAAAUUAGAAUGAGAACUUUUAGUGCUGAAGAAGAAACCGAAGAAACAUCUUUAAGGAUUGCAUUAAUUGAAAAUAUUUUUAAAAUUCUAGGUAUUUCAAGAGAAAAUUUAAAACCUCCAUUAAAUAAAACCUCAUCUAGUACUUCAAUUUUAAGUGAUAAUAACUAUUCUCCUACUAAAAAUUUUCUAAGUUUUUCUACAACUCCAACUCCUUUAACCUUAAGCAUGGUAAAAAGAUUUAAUCAAAAAAAUAAUUUUAACUCUCAUAACUUCUCAACUUUAAAUGGAAAUACGUUAUCAAGUAUUUAUGAUGAAGAAGAAAAUUCUGAUCAUCCUAUUUCUUAUGAUUAUGAUAACGCUAAAAAAGAAUUUGCUGAUGAUAUUGAAAUAAUUUUUUUCAAAGAGGAUAGUACUAUUAUAAAUCAAAAUUCUCAAAGUAAUGGAUUAUAUUAUUUAAUUGAUGGAUUUUUAGAUGUUAGCUAUAAGGAUAAUUCUAAUGGUUCUGAUUAUUUUUUAUAUACAAUAAAACCUGGAGGAAUUGGAGGUUAUUUAUCAUCAGUUGUUGGUUACAAAAGUUUUGUUACAAUGAAGGCCAAAACUGAUGUUUAUCUUGGUUAUCUUUCAAAGAAUUCAAUUGAAAAACUAUGUGAAAAGUAUUUCAUGAUAUAUUUAUCAUUAGCUAGAAAAUUAUGUGAAACCAUUCAGCAACAAAAUCCUUUAAUCUUAUUAAUGGAUUUUGCAGUAGAAUGGAUUCAAACACCAUCAAAUCAUAAUCUUUACAUUCAAAAUGAAGAGGCAGAUAGUAUUCAUAUUGUAUUGAAUGGUAGAUUUAGAUCAUAUGUUCAAACAGAAGACGGAGAAACUAAAGAAGUUGAUGAAUAUGGACAAGGUUCAUCAUUGGGUGAGGUUGAGGUUCUCACAGCUGCAAAGAGACCCUCAACACUUGUAGCAGUUCGAGAUUCUGAGACUGCAAGUAUUCCAAGAACAUUAUUUGAAUAUUUAGCAUUAAAGGAUCCAUCGAUUACAAUUAAAAUUUCUAGAUUAGUUGCAGAAAGAGUACUGAAAAAGAGCAAUGAUAUUAGCUAUUCAUCAUUUUUUGUGAAUUCUAAAUAUGAAAAGACCAAUUUUUAUAACUAUAAAACAUUGACAAUUUUACCAAUUACAAAUGGGUUACCAGUAGCUGAAUUUGGAGAAAAAUUGGCCAAUGCAUUUAAAAGUAUUGAAAAAACAGUAAUGGUUUUAGAUCAAACAGCUACAUUAAAUCAUUUGGGAAGACAUGCAUUUGAUAGAUUGUCGAAAUUAAAACAAAGUGGAUAUUUUGAGGAUAUCGAGGAACGAUAUCAAAUUGUGUUAUAUAUUGCGAAUACUCCAGUAAAUUCAUCAUGGACCAAGACAUGUAUAUCGCAGGGGGAUUGCAUAUUAUUAUUGGCAGAUGCGCUAUCAUAUCCAGAUAUUGGUGAUUAUGAAAGAUUAUUGCUUAAGAUGAGAACAUCAGCGAGAAUUGAGUUAAUAUUAUUGCAUCCACACCGAUAUGUGCCACCGGGAUUGACUAAUAAAUGGUUGAAACCUAGAUUAUGGGUUUCAUCACAUCAUCAUAUUCAACUGGACUUUAUCCAUUCUGGUGAUUCUAAAGGUUUUAUGGUUGAUGAAAGUUCGUUGGAAUCGUAUGGAUCAAUUUUGAUGAAUUCAUUAAUAGUGGCAAAUUUAAGAUCAAAGGUUCAAACAAUAAGAAACGAUAUCUUUUUGAAAUAUAGUAAACUUCGAUCGAUACCAUUUUAUCAAAGUUCGCAAUCAUAUAAGAAUGAUUUUCUAAGGUUAGCAAGAAUAUUGUCAGGACAAGCAGUUGGGUUGGUAUUAGGAGGAGGGGGAGCGAGAGGAAUUGCACAUGUUGGUGUGAUUAAGGCUCUAGAAGAUAAUGGAAUCCCGAUUGAUAUAAUUGGAGGAACAUCGAUUGGAUCAUUUGUUGGAGGAUUAUAUUCGAGAGAUUACGAAUUUUUGUCCAUAUUUGCAAAAACCAAGAAGUUUAGUGGAAGAAUGUCGAGUAUUUGGAGAAUGAUUACUGAUUUAACGUAUCCAAUAACUUCAUAUACAACAGGACAUGAAUUUAAUAGAGGAAUUUGGAAAGCAUUUGGGCAAAGCCGAAUUGAAGAUUUUUGGUUACAGUACUUUUGCAAUUCGACAAAUAUAACGAAUUCUGAGAUGGAGAUUCAUUCCAGUGGAUAUUCAUGGAGAUAUAUCAGAGCAUCGAUGUCAUUAGCAGGAAUGGUUCCUCCGUUGAUUGACAAUGGAUGCAUGUUAUUGGAUGGUGGGUAUGUUGAUAAUUUGCCAGUGAUGGAGAUGAAAAACCAUGGGGCAAGCAUAAUAUUAGCAGUUGAUGUUGGGUCAAUAGAUGAUAGAACACCAAUGUCAUAUGGAGAUUCGUUAUCUGGUACAUGGGCAUUUUUCAAUAGGUUCAAUCCCUUUUCGAAGCAGCCCAAUGUGCCCAACAUGGCAGAGAUUCAAAUGAGAUUAGCGUAUGUUGCGUCAGUGAAUGCUUUGGAGAGGGCAAAAAGAACACCGGGGGUGAUCUACUUGAGACCACCAAUCGACGACUUUGGCACAUUAGAAUUCGGAAACUUUGACAAGAUCUAUCAAGUGGGAAUGGACUACACAGUAAGCAAGUUGAAGGAGCUUCAGGACCAUGGCAAAUUCCCCAAGAUACCAGGGGCAACCGGAAAACAUGUAAAGAACGAGAGACCCAUCAAUCAGCGCCGCAAUUCAAUUUAG
Molecule: messenger RNA, 4026 nt
Organism: Ascoidea rubescens DSM 1968
Lineage: Eukaryota; Fungi; Ascomycota; Saccharomycetes; Ascoideales; Ascoideaceae
Gene: NTE1
Product: lysophospholipase
Exons: 2
Coding region: 1-4026 (1341 amino acids)
Biological process (GO): phosphatidylcholine metabolic process
Cellular component (GO): endoplasmic reticulum
Molecular function (GO): phosphatidylcholine lysophospholipase A1 activity
Source: RefSeq, a predicted model, not a curated record